Prunus persica (peach) is the source of this 1447-nucleotide messenger RNA. RefSeq names its product E3 ubiquitin-protein ligase RING1. The record is from RefSeq and is a predicted model, not a curated record. Gene Ontology annotation, biological process: protein ubiquitination. Bases 112 to 1197 code for a protein of 361 amino acids. Gene Ontology annotation, cellular component: cytoplasm. Gene Ontology annotation, molecular function: ubiquitin protein ligase activity. The transcript is spliced from 3 exons. Lineage: Eukaryota; Viridiplantae; Streptophyta; Magnoliopsida; Rosales; Rosaceae.
UUUUCACUUCUACUCAUUCAUCUUCAAUUUCCCAUUUGAUAGUUCCAAAUAAAACCCUAUCUGAACAGAACCAUCUAAUACUUUUCAAUCUCCAACCUCUCCCAAUCAAACAUGUCUCUGAGCCCACCUCGCGAAAGAGACAUUGACAUCAACAAUGGCAGCACAACCUACCAGCUCUACUGGUGCUACCAAUGCAAUCGAACGGUGAGGAUCACCUCCACCACCAACCCAUCAGAGAUAGUCUGCCCUCGUUGUUUUGGACAGUUCCUCUCGGAGUUUGACAUGUCAAUCAGGCCUAGAGAUCUCCUAGACUACACCGACUUCGAUCCUUCCCCAGAAGCUCGUUUGCUGGAAGUACUUUCUCUCAUGUUCGACCCUCCUAUGGGUGCUUUCAACCAUGGAUUGGAUGACCCAGAAGCAGACGCAAGAGAACGUCCCUGGUUUUGGCGACGCCAACUUGGUCAAGAGGGAAGAGGCAUGGAAGCAGAAACUCAAGAGUCGAGGACAAAUAGGCGCAGGCGACGCAACCCUAGCUUUGAUGGUAGAGAGAAUUGGGACCCAGAACCCGAACCCCGUGCUCGAAAUCGUCCUAGGACUUGGAUUAUAGUCCGUCCCAUCGAGGAUCCUCCUAGUUCGCUGGGCCCCAUUCCCAGCUCACAAGAAAAUCCAAUACUACCAGUGCCACGUGGAGUCGAACUUGGAAACUACUUUUUUGGGUCGGGUCUCCAAGGACUAAUCGAAGAGCUGACCCAAAACGACAGGCCCGGCCCGCCUCCAGUACCGGAAACAGACAUCAACGCAUUACCAACAGUGAAAAUCACAGAGACCCAUUUGAGCAACGACCCUUGUUGCCCAGUUUGCAUGGAGGAGUUUAAAGUUGGCGCAGAGGCGAGGGAGUUGCCAUGCAAUCACAUAUACCACAGCGACUGCAUUGUUCCAUGGCUGAGGCUGCACAACUCUUGCCCAGUUUGCCGGGUCGGGAUUCCGGUUUGUGGCGACGGGUCGGAGGAGUCGGAGGGUUCGAAUAAUGAGAGGAGGAGUCAGAGGUGCUUGAGUUGGAGUAGGCUGAGGUCUCUGUGGCCAUUUCGAGCAAGGUAUAGAAGAAUUCAACCACAGGGGGAUAAUGAGCAACAUAGUGCUGCUACUUCUGCUUCUAGAGUUGCUGAGCCAUGGUGGCGUUCUUGCACUAUCCUCUAAACCCCCAAGUGGAUCUGGACAACAUUACAUCAGAGAUUCAUGUUCCAAUAAUUUUGGAGGCUCUUAGGCGCUCACCUCUAUCCCUCAGGUGAGCAGAACAAUAUAACCACCAGCACACAUUUACGUUUCAGAAUAUUGGAAUUAUCACAUACAGCAGAAGCAAGGGCUUCCCAAAACUUGCUUAAAAAUCAAACUGGCCCCAUGUUUAACCUAUAAUAACUUAUUCAGCAGGAGCAGACUGGUCCUUCAC